CAGUAACAGUACCUAGACUGACUSCGUUCAUUUCAAUACAMAAUCGAAGCUCYGUUUYAAACGAAAAAUAGCUGUUGACAAUGGCAGGUGUUCAAGAUUUCGACGUGGUAAUGAAUAAGGUAGAGGAUUAUACGAAGGCUUCGAGUAAAGUUGGAACAGACGUUAAAAGUCAGGCCGAACUUACUAAGCAAGCUUUUGUAGCUCAAAAAGAAUUCUUAAAAGGUGUUCCUGGUAAAGCCAAGCCAUCAGAGAAUGAAUUCAGUGCCCUGCUGAAACCGACUUCUGAUAAGAUAGCCGCAGUGCAGAAAUUCAAGGACCAACACCAGAGCAGUCCAUACUUUUCAGGAGUUAGUGAAGCGGCUACCGCUCUAGGAUGGGUUACAGUGCCUGCUGCUGCUGAUUACGUCAAACAAGUUAUAGAAUCAACAAAGUACUAUACUAACCGAAUAUUGAGGGAACCCGGUACUGGAGAAAAUCAGAAGAAAUGGGUCGAGGCUCUCAUUGCUGUCUUGAKUGAGCUGGAAACCUUUGUUAGAAAGCACCACAGCAAUGGAUUGACCUGGGGAAGAUGAUUCAGACAAAAUGCAUCAAGUUUGGAGUCACUAGAAGCACCUUCGUCUUUUGUAAAACAUUAUUGUAGAUGAAAAAAAAUAAAUCGUUUUUAAAUGAUAUUGUGAGAAUGAUAGCAACUAUUGUCAGGCUAAUCUUUAUUUCGGAGCCUUCUCUUUGUGAACAAGUACCCUGAUUUUUUUGGUAAGCAGCUUUGGAUACAACCUUUUUCGCGCUCUCUUUCUUGGUGUGUUGCUGUGUUUUAAGUCAAAGUAACCGACAAAGUGUAAAUGACCAAGAAAUCAUUGUAGAAAAAAACUAAGUGAUUUCGGUGAACUAAUAUCAGAAAGCAAGCGUUAAUUUCUGUUGCAGUAAAACUUAUACUACUCAUGAAAACAACAUUUUAAAAACUCAAUCUUUGUGUGUGUAAGCUUUUCUCUGCGUCUUGAUAAGAACAAGGCAAAAUCGCGAAAUAAGGUGUACCUUGGGGUGAAACAUAUAGUGCAGAAAAGUAAAAGUAUAGGAUUGAAUUUAAGUCUUUUAGUUUGACAUUAAUGUAAGAAUAAAAUAAGCAAGAGUUUUUCCUUGA
This is a messenger RNA of Exaiptasia diaphana, 1138 nucleotides long. RefSeq names its product adenylyl cyclase-associated protein 2. Lineage: Eukaryota; Metazoa; Cnidaria; Anthozoa; Actiniaria; Aiptasiidae. Gene Ontology annotation, cellular component: cytoplasm. The transcript has 9 exons. Gene Ontology annotation, biological process: regulation of adenylate cyclase activity; cytoskeleton organization; cell morphogenesis. Gene Ontology annotation, molecular function: actin binding; adenylate cyclase binding. The coding region runs from base 81 to 572 and encodes 163 amino acids. The record is from RefSeq and is a predicted model, not a curated record.